Molecule: messenger RNA, 948 nt
Organism: Paramecium tetraurelia
Lineage: Eukaryota; Ciliophora; Oligohymenophorea; Peniculida; Parameciidae
Exons: 4
Biological process (GO): mRNA splicing, via spliceosome
Cellular component (GO): U2-type prespliceosome; precatalytic spliceosome; U1 snRNP
Molecular function (GO): U1 snRNA binding; mRNA binding
Source: RefSeq, a predicted model, not a curated record
AUGUAUUAUUAAGCAUAGCCUCCUAUGAUGCCGCUUGCACAUAUGAUGAACAAUCCAGUUUAAAUGCAAUAGGCAACCAAUAUAAGAAAACCCGACUUCCCACCUGAUGUAAGUUAGCAUUAUAACAAUUAGAUGCAACCAAUUUUUGUUAUUCCCUAAAUAGCACACAUUAAGUCUUAGCCAAAGCUGGAAUGCAGGGCAUAUGACUCAAUUUUAGGGUUAGGUAGAAAGGCUGAGUGGAUGCUAGAUAAAUUUGAAGAUGAAUACGAGCAAAUGUAAAGAGAAGAAAGGGAGAAGGAUAUCAUAAAACCAUCUCGAUUACCACUUAAGAUUCUAAAGAGAUUAGAAAAGAAGCAUCAACACAAUGAGGAAUUAAAGAAGUUGUUGUAAUUAUGGAAUCCAUUUGAAGAUCCUAAUAUCACAUCUGAACCUUAUAAAACACUGUUUGUGGGCAGAUUGAAUUAUGCCACAACUGAUAAAAAAUUGCGUAAGGAAUUUGAAGAAUAUGGACCAAUCAAAUCAAUAAGAAUCAUACGAGAUUCUACAUAAGAUAAGCCUAGAGGCUAUGCAUUCAUUGAGUAUGAGAGCAAGAACAGUGUUAAAUAAGCAUAUAAAUAUGCAGUAGAUAAGCGUAUUGAUGGAAGAAAGUUGGUUGUUGACAUCGAAAGAGGAAGAACAAUUCUGAAAUGGAGACCCCGUAGACUUGGAGGUGGUCUUGGUGAGUUGAGAAGAUCAAGAAGCGAAGAAAUAUCUAAAAAACCUAAAGAAGAACAUGUAGAAAAAGAUGAAGAGGAUAAAAGAAGAAAAUAAAAGAAAGAAGAAGUAAAACCAGCAAAGAAACCUAGGGAGAGAUCUCGAUCUAAGUCUGUCAAAAAGCAUAAGAAGAGAGAGGAAAGUCCCAUUAAAAAAUAAAAAAGAAGAGAAAAAUCAAAAAAAAGACAUAAAUGA